UUAAGCCGAUUACACUAUCAUUCUAUCUCAUUGAGUUUGAGUUUGAGCAGUCUUUAAUUAGGUGAGUGGGACGAAUGUUGUAUGGUUGUAAUUUCUGUAUCUUGCAUCACUUUUAGUAAUCAACAAGUGUGUCAUAACAUUUUUCAAAGCACAGGGAAUCCACAGUGUGAGUGAUUACCAUGGGGAUGAUCCUCUACUAUGUACCUGAAGGACCUCCUAGUUUAGCUGUCAUGAUGGCUUUGAAACACUUUGGGAUUGAUUACAAACUUGUAGAAGUGAAUUUUCCUAAGGGAGAGCAUUUGAAAGAAGAGUAUGAAAAGAUCAAUCCGCAAAAAAAGAUUCCAACCUUGGACGACAAUGGGUUUAUUCUUGGUGAGAGUACAGCCAUAAUGCAAUAUUUAGCCGAAGAAUACAAGAAAGGUGAUCCGAUUUACCCAAAUGAGCCGAAGAAAAGAGCAAUAGUGAACCAUAGGCUGGCUUUCAAUAUGGCUUCUUAUUAUCCAAGCAUAGGUGCUUAUGCGGUAAUGUAUCAUCAUUGUACUAAUUAUCAUGAUCGUAUUCUCAUCCGAUAUUCUUUGACUAUCAAGGACUCCAGCUGGGUUAAAAAGGUUAAUUACGUUCUUUCAUCAUUUGACAAAAUUUUGGAAAAACAAAACAGCAAAUUUUCUGCCGGAGAUAACCUGACUAUUGCUGACUUUGCAUUGGUCGCAGCAACCUUGUCCUUGGAGGCCAUUGAUUUCUCGUUUUCCGACUACAAGCACGUGACCAAGUGGUAUAACACAUUCAAGCAGGAGUGUCCGGAGUUGUGGAGUGUUGCCGAAGAGGGAAUGAACGUGCUAAGGAAUUUUAACAUCAAUAUUCCACGUUUCCCACAUCUCGAUCAUCCUCUGAAUCCUGUCAGAAAAUGAGGUUUGAGACUUUUUUAUUAAAGAAUGAUUCAUGUCUUUCAGAGUGCCUUAGCUUUCUUUCUGUACAGUACACAAUGUACAAUAGAUAUCAGUUGUGUAUUUAAUACACUGCUUAUAAAGCUUUCUGUAUCGUAUUUUCCAAUAAACAAAAACUGUAUUUUCAA
Messenger RNA from Homalodisca vitripennis (glassy-winged sharpshooter), 1072 nucleotides. Its product is annotated as glutathione S-transferase 1-1-like. Gene Ontology annotation, biological process: glutathione metabolic process. Bases 180 to 908 code for a protein of 242 amino acids. The transcript is spliced from 6 exons. Gene Ontology annotation, molecular function: glutathione transferase activity. Lineage: Eukaryota; Metazoa; Arthropoda; Insecta; Hemiptera; Cicadellidae. The record is from RefSeq and is a predicted model, not a curated record.